Molecule: messenger RNA, 3588 nt
Organism: Jatropha curcas
Lineage: Eukaryota; Viridiplantae; Streptophyta; Magnoliopsida; Malpighiales; Euphorbiaceae
Product: U-box domain-containing protein 43
Biological process (GO): cell surface receptor signaling pathway; protein ubiquitination
Molecular function (GO): protein binding; ubiquitin-protein transferase activity
Source: RefSeq, a predicted model, not a curated record
ACAAAACGUAGUUUGAUUGUAAUUGGGUUUCGUUCUUCCACUUUGGACUUUCGUGGAAAACAUUUUCAUGUAGAAAGCAACCGUCGGGGACUAAACGGUGUUGACAUAAUAAAGCAGAGAAAUUUCAAUUUCACACCCAGCACAGAAUUUUCCCUCUGAAGCUUGACUUGAAACCAAGUCAAGGCACCAAUAAAAUGGCAAUGAGUGAAACGCAAAGUUUAUUUCUUUUCUUCUUCCCUUUCUCUCCUCCAUUUUCUGUUGAUUGCAGAGAGGAUUUGACAUAAAUGGCACUGGAGCUCAUACCCAUAGGAACAAUAUUGGCUGUGCUAACAAACCAGGUCCUGAAAACAGCUCAGGCUGCAAAGGAUGUUGUAUUUGAGAAGGAAAGUUUCAAGGUUCUGUCGAAGCAUCUAUUUGAUAUUGAACCUGUGUUGAAAGAAUUGCAGCUUCAAAAAUUGAAUGAUUCUCAAGCUGCUAGGCUAGCACUUGAAACACUUGAAGCAGAUGUUAAGAAGGCAAAUAACUUGGUGGAGAGAUAUAAAAAUCGAGCACGUUUCUACUUACUGGUGAAGUGCCGGCACAUUGUUAAUGAGGUACAAGAAGUCACAAGGGAUAUUGGAAGGUCUUUGGCUGCACUAUCUCUUGCAAAUACUGAAGUUCUAGCAGGGAUAUCCGACCAGUUGGCUAGGCUGCAAAAUGAAAUGCAAAGGGUUGAAUUUGAAGCAUCAUAUUCUCAGCUCCAAAUUGUUGACAAGUUAAACCAAGGUCUUCGUGAUCAAAAACUUGAUCAGGGUUUUGCAAAUGACAUGCUUGAAGAAAUUGCCCGUGCUGUUGGGGUACCGGUAGAACCUUCAGAAAUAAGCAAAGAGCUAGCAAGCUUUAGGAAGGAAAAAGAAGAAGCUGCAAACCGGAAAGAAAGAGCUGAGGUUCUCUUCUUGGAGCAGGUUAUUGAGUUGCUUUCCCGAGCUGAUGCUGCCAGGGAUUUUGAAGAAGUCAAAAAGCAAUACUUUCAAAGGGUUCAAGUUAUAGAGCGGUACGAUGAGGAGGAGGAACAUAUAGCUCCUCUUACUCCUUUUCUUUGUUGUAUAAAUGGCUCUGUGAUGAAUGAUCCUGUUAGCCUUUGCACUGGCACUACAUGUGAGAGAGCUGCCAUUGAAGCUUGGUUUGACUGUGGAGAGAUAACUGACCCAGAAACUGGUCAGAUUCUUGAGGACAGAACUUUGAGGUCAAACCUUCCUCUUAGACAAUCAAUAGAGGAAUGGAGAGAACUGAAUUAUUGUCUUAGAAUCAGAGCUUGUAAGGCAAAGUUGUUGUCACAUGUGGACUCCUCUGUGGAAGAGGCUUUAAGCCAAAUGCAGGAUCUUGUUAGAGAAAAUUCUAUAAACAAGGAAUGGGUCUCUAUAGGAGGCCUAACAGAUAUUGUCAUAUCUAUCCUUGGGAAUUCCCAUAACAAAAAUGUAAAGAGGAAGAUUUUAGUUACUUUAAAGGAUUUUGUUGAAGGACAUGCAAGGAAUAAGGAAAAAUUGGUCAAUUGUGAGGGGCUAGAUCACAUUAUUCCCUGCUUGGUGCGUGACUCAAGCAUCUCCAAGGCUGCAGUGGAAUUGUUAUUUGAGUUGUUGCAAGAGAGGUCUGGCUGGAACGUAUCUGUUUGCAGGAAACUUUCUCAACAGUGCAGUUCAAUUCUUUAUCUCGUCACCCUUUUGAAUGGUCCAGUCAGGGAAUCAGCAAUCUAUGCAGAAAAAAUUUUAAAUAAACUUUUUGAAGUUGAUGAGGAGAAUAUUUCCUGUGCUGCAAAAUCAGGCUGGUAUAAGCCACUUGUUGAUCGGAUUAUACAAGGGUCAGAAUCUUCAAGAAUAUCAAUGGUCAGAGCUAUAGUUAAUAUGGAAUUGGUUGAUUCAAAUUUGAAGUUACUUGGUGAGGAUGGGAUAGUACCUCCUUUGCUUGAAAUGGUGGAAUCUGGCAAUAUUGAAUCAAAAGAGUUGUCUUUGUCUGCCUUGGUUAAACUAUCUGAUUGCAAUGCCAAUAAAGAGCUUAUUGCUGCUGCUGGUGGGCUUCCGCUUGUUUUAAAACUAAUGUUCUCUCCCCAUAUACGAACAAUUAUUAUUGCUAAAUGUGCAGAAAUCUUUGAGAAAUUUUCUUCUCAUGAUGAUGGAAUUAAAUUCCUUGUUGAUGAAAACGGGACCCAGCUUGAUCUAGAACCAAUUAUCACCAAUUUGUUAGCUUUGCAACAGGUUCCAAGUUCAUCCCAUAAUGUUCGGAGGCCUGCUUUACGUGCACUUCUAGGUAUAUGCCAACUUGAUUCAGGGUUGGUUAAGAUUGCUGUUCUUACUGCCAAUGGUGUAUCAUUGAUACUUCCUCUUCUUGAUGGUACGGACUCUGAAAUUCGUGAAAUUGCCAUUAACCUUCUCUUCCUGUUCUCUCAUCAUGAACCACAGGGAGUCGUGGAAUACUUGCUUAAGCCAAAAAGGCUCGAGGCUUUGGUGGGAUUUCUUGAGAAUGAUUUUAAGAGUGAUGUACAGAAGGCUGCUGCUGGUUUAUUAGCCAAUCUCCCGAAAUCUGAGAAAACACUAACCACGAAGCUAAUUGAAUUGAAUGGGCUAAAUGCGCUUAUAAAAAUGUUACAAACAGGUACAAUGGAAGCAAAAGAAAAUGCUCUUGGUGCACUCUUCAGGUUCACUGAUCCCACAGAUCUCGAGUUUCAACGGAUUGUAGUUGACCGAGGAGCUUACCCUUUGCUUGUAAAUUUGCUCAGAACUGGUUCCAUUACAGCAAAAGCGAGAGCAGCAGCACUUAUUGGUGAUCUUUCGAUGAGCAGUCGGAAAUUAGUUGUUGUGCCCAAACCAACUGGCUGCUGGUAUUAUCAGCCAACACGUCGUCAUGUAUGCCCAGCGCAUGCCGGCAUCUGCAGUGUCAAAUCUACAUUUUGUCUAAUGGAGGCAAAUGCUUUGCCAUUCUUGGUAGAACUCCUACAUGGAGAAGUUAAUGCAACUGCUCAUGAAGCGAUUCAGACACUCUCCACGCUUGUUCAAGAAGGGUCUCCAGACAGAGGAGCCAACAUGUUGCAUGAAGCCAAUGCUAUAAAACCUGUACUGGAUAUUUUAAGUUGGGGAGCAGAUUCUCUUAAAGAAGAGGCUUUGGGAUUCUUGGAGAAGGUCUUUUUGUCAAGGGAAAUGGUGGAAUACUAUAAAUCAACAGCUAGGCCGCUUCUUGUUAGUCUAACUGGGAGGAACGUUCACGAGGAAAGUCGAAUUGGGAGGAAAGCUGCAAAAGUUUUAUCACUCCUCGAACGAUAUUCAAGAUCAUCAACAUCUCUUUUGCCAGGACUAUUUGGGUGAAAAGAUCUGCAGCCAAGUCUGAACUGAUCUCUACUCAUCAUAAUUCAAGAGUGCUUUGUAAAUAAAUGCUGAAGUCUUUGUUUACUUAAUACAUCAGUUAUAUUACUUGGGAUCUGAUACGGCUAAUAAUGUUGUGUAUCAUCGCUGUUACCUUUUCCUAUCCCAUUUUUUAUUACAUUAACCUGUACAGAAUACAAGCCUAUCAAGUAUUGGCUGCAUCUAUUUUUUAGAAAUCUCUGUUUUUUUAUUUUUA